Carlito syrichta (Philippine tarsier) is the source of this 1254-nucleotide messenger RNA. RefSeq names its product adrenoceptor beta 2 (gene ADRB2). Gene Ontology annotation, biological process: adenylate cyclase-activating adrenergic receptor signaling pathway; norepinephrine-epinephrine-mediated vasodilation involved in regulation of systemic arterial blood pressure; negative regulation of smooth muscle contraction. The transcript has a single exon. Gene Ontology annotation, cellular component: membrane. The record is from RefSeq and is a predicted model, not a curated record. Gene Ontology annotation, molecular function: beta2-adrenergic receptor activity; norepinephrine binding. The coding region runs from base 1 to 1254 and encodes 417 amino acids. Lineage: Eukaryota; Metazoa; Chordata; Mammalia; Primates; Tarsiidae.
AUGGGGCAGCCCGGGAACGGCAGCGCCUUCCUGCCGGCGCCCAACGCGAGCCACACGCCGGGCGCUGACCCCGCGCAGGAGCGGGACGAGGCGUGGGCGGUAGGCCUGGGCAUGGUCAUGGCGCUGAUCGUGCUGGCCAUCGUGUUCGGCAACGUGCUGGUCAUCACGGCCAUCGCCAGGUUUGAGCGCCUGCAGACGGUCACCAACUGCUUCAUCACGUCGCUGGCCUGCGCGGACCUGGUCAUGGGGCUGGCCGUGGUGCCCUUCGGGGCCAGCCACAUCCUCAUGAAGAUGUGGACCUUUGGCAACUUCUGGUGCGAGUUCUGGACGUCCGUGGACGUGCUGUGCGUCACGGCCAGCAUCGAGACGCUGUGCGUGAUCGCCGUGGACCGCUACUUGGCCAUCACGUCGCCCUUCAAGUACCAGAGCUUGCUGACCAAGAACAAGGCCCGGGUGGUCAUCCUGGUGGUGUGGGUGGUGUCGGGCCUCACCUCCUUCCUGCCCAUCCAGAUGCACUGGUACCGGGCCACCCACGAGGAGGCCAUCAGCUGCUACGCUAGGGAGACCUGCUGCGACUUCUUCACCAACCAAGCCUAUGCCAUCGCCUCCUCCAUCGUGUCCUUCUACUUGCCACUGGUGGUCAUGGUCUUCGUCUACUCAAGGGUCUUCCAGGUGGCUCAGAGGCAGCUGCAGAAGAUCGACAAGGCCGAGGGCCGCUUCCACACUCAGAGCCUUGGCCACCUGGAGCAGGAUGGGCGGGGUGGGCACGGCCUACGGAGGUCCUCCAAGUUCUGCUUGAAGGAGCACAAGGCCCUGAAGACGCUGGGCAUCAUCAUGGGCACCUUCACCCUCUGCUGGCUGCCCUUCUUCAUUGUCAACAUCGUGCACGUGAUCCAGGACAACCUCAUCCCCAAGGAAGUGUACAUCCUCCUAAACUGGGUGGGCUACGUCAACUCUGCUUUCAACCCCCUCAUCUACUGCCGGAGCCCGGACUUCAGGGUGGCCUUCCAGGAGCUGCUGUGCCUGCGCAGGCCUCUGAAGGCCUGUGGGAACGGCUACUCCGGCAACAGCAAUGGCAGGACCGAUGACACCGGGGACCCUAGCGGGUACCACCUGGAGCAGGAGAAGGACAGCCAGCAGCUGUGCGAGGACCCCCCGGGCGCGGGAGGCGUGGGGAGCCGCCAAGGUACUGUGCCCAGCGCUCGCGGUGACUCCCGAGGCAGGAGCUGCAGCACGGACGACUCGCUGCUCUGA